Messenger RNA from Besnoitia besnoiti, 1872 nucleotides. Its product is annotated as DnaJ C terminal region domain-containing protein. Gene Ontology annotation, molecular function: heat shock protein binding. Gene Ontology annotation, cellular component: cytoplasm. The coding region runs from base 1 to 1872 and encodes 623 amino acids. NCBI's taxonomy places the organism in Eukaryota, Apicomplexa, Conoidasida, Eucoccidiorida, Sarcocystidae. The transcript is spliced from 6 exons. Gene Ontology annotation, biological process: protein refolding. The record is from RefSeq and is a predicted model, not a curated record.
AUGAUGCACGUCUUCAUAAGGCCGCACCGCUGUCACGGACAGCGAUGUUCCGGUCCUUUGUUGGUUUUUUUCCGUCAUUUCCUCGUCACGGUCCUUUGCGUCGUAGGGCAGGUCAGUGGGUUUUCUUCUAGGGCAACCCAGGCACUUCAUGCGCCUCAGCCGUCGCUCGUUCCCCGGGGAUACGAGCUUCUGUCGUGGAGUUUUGCGCCUACGGCGUCGUGUGACAGGCGCCAUCCAGGUGAAUCUCAAGGAAUCUCCUCACACCAGUGCCUGGGCUUUGUAUCAGCUGACAUCCGCGCCCACGCCCCCGGGUUCAGGUCGGACGCAGUAGGCACAGGCGCAGUCGUCAGGCAUCCAAUGCCGCGGAGACAUGCGGAAGGCUCUACGGCUAUGACUGCCCUUUCGGGUGCAAGCGCAGUCGUCGGGCAGUCCCACGGCUCCUCGCUGCCAUCGAGUCCAAGGCCCUCACCCCCCGUGUCUAUAUGGCAACUGCAUUCCUCGCAGCUCUCUCGUGGGCGCUUCGUCUCCUCCCUCGGCGCCUUCCCUUUCCUGGGGCGGAGAAAGGAUGCGCCGGAGGGCGCCGCAGAAAAGCAGGGGGGCGCCGCUGCCCCCGGUGUGACGGUGGAUAUGGAUCUCUAUGGGUUGGUGGGGCUGGCUGCAUCAGCGGCGAAGGCAGAGAUUGAGAGUCGCUUCCUUCAGGCGGAAAAGGAUCUGCGCGGUCUGGAUGGUGAUCUCUCAGUACUGAGAAUGCUGCACGCCGCGCGCGACAUUCUCACUGACGAUCGCAUGCGAGCGGAGUACGACAGCACCGGCCGCGUGCCAGCGAAUUUAGCUCACGCGUUUCUGCCGAGCUCUCCACCGCGAGGCCCGUCAAAGGAAAGGGCAGCCCCUAACGGACUUCCAGACGACUUAGCGACAGAACGAGGAGCCGCGGGAGCAAACGGGAGGGCGGGCACGGCUGCUGAGGAAGAAAGUCGGGAUCACGAAGAGCAGGGCGCGGACGAGGCACAAACCAGGCAGCAGCUCGGCCUUACGAAUAUAUUUUCUACCUUGUUCGGCGGCGGGGAUGCCCGAAGAAGAGCCAAAGGGUGGAACAGCGCCCGUGGGAACGACGUCUGGGCGAGCGUUACGCUCGGAUUGAGCGAAAUUGCGGUCAAUGAUGUGGAGAAAAGCGUCACUGUCGAGGCGCUAGAGAGCUGUGCCAGCUGUGCAGGAACGGGCGGGAAGGACGGACAGAAGGCAGUGCCGUGCGAAGCCUGUGAGGGCAGAGGCGCCAUAGUCAAGACGCAGCGGACGAGCAUGGGGACGCUGAGGUCGUCGCGGACGUGCCCAGAUUGUCGGGGGAGUGGCCGUCAAACGCGCCCGCUCUGCUCCGACUGCAGUGGCUCCGGCCGUGUGCAGACCAAGAAGGCCCUUCAGGUGACGAUUCCAGCAGGCGUGGCGGACCGCAUGCGCCUGCGCAUCAAAGGACAAGGAGAUGUUGGCGAGAAUGGCGGCGAGGCCGGCGAUCUCCUGCUGAGAGUCGAGGUGGAGAACGACACGCCGUUCAGGAGAGAGAGCAACAACCUGCUGGGGAUCGUUAGGAUUUCCUACGUGGACGCCAUUUUAGGCCUGCCUAGCAAAGAAAUCGACGUUAUUGACGGCAAGGCCCGCAUCUCGAUUCUUCCGGGCACCCAGAGCGGCGAAAAGAUCGUGGUGAAAGGCCGCGGCACCGUGGAUCCAGACACCACGAGCGGCAGCGUGGACGCGCAAAGAGGACCCGCGGCGCGCGGGGAUCACAUUGCAGUCAUUGAGGUGGAGUUGCCGAAGAGCAUCUCCGCAGAAGAGCGUCAGCUACUGGAGCGCCUUCGUGAGCUCCAGCCCCGGCCGUAG